Paraglomus brasilianum is the source of this 2607-nucleotide messenger RNA. Lineage: Eukaryota; Fungi; Glomeromycota; Glomeromycetes; Paraglomerales; Paraglomeraceae. The record is from the annotation of a GenBank genome assembly.
AUGGCCAUAGACUAUGGUACGGACUGGUUCAAAGUGGCCUUAAUUAGACCGCAACACCCAUUUGAAAUCGUGUUGAAUAAUGACUCGAAAAGAAAGACACCAUCGAUAUUAACCGUGCGUGGUGACGUGAGAUCAUAUGGGCUCGAUUCCUAUGCUCUUGGAUUGCGGUAUCCGUUAAACACUUAUUUCAGCUUGAAGAAAGUCAUUGGGAAAACCUUUGAUGACGAAGAUGCCAAGCAAUAUCGAGAAAUGUUUGGCAAUAAAAUGAUAGCAGAUCCCAUACGGAAUACUGUUGCAUUUCAACACAAUGAUACAAUAGUCUUUAGUGUUGAAGAGCUAAUAGCUAUGCAAUUCUCUCGUGCAAAAGCGCAAGCUGAAAAUAUAGCCGGGGAAACUAUCAAGGAUGUUGUCAUAACGAUUCCUCCGUUCUUCAACCAAUUUGAGCGACGAGCUAUUCUAGAUGCUGCUGAUUUAGCUGAUCUGAAUGUGCUUGGUUUGAUACAUGAUGAAACAGCUGUCGCCCUUAAUUACAUAUCAACGCGUGCAAAAUCGUUGACGGAACAACCUCAGUAUUAUAUAUAUUAUGACAUGGGGGCUGGAAAUACAGUCGCAAGCUUAAUAUCUUUCAAGCGAGCAGUCGUCAAAGAUACCGGUCGAUUUAAUAAAACUGUGGUAGACUUGGAAGUUAAAUCAAUUGGAUAUGAUCGAACGUUUGGUGGUCAGGCAUUCGAUAUGAGGCUACGCAAAUAUCUGGCAACCGAAUUUGAGAAGGCGUACCAGGACAAACUGACAACAUCCGUAUUUAGUUCACCGAGGGCAAUGGUUAAGCUACUUAAGGAAGCCAACAGAGUAAAAAAGAUCCUAAGUGCAAAUAAAGCAACAGUGGCCUCGGUCGAAAACUUGCAUGAAAACCAUGAUUUCCGUAUUCGAAUAACUAGAGAAGAAUUCGAGUCAUUAGUUGAAGAUUUGUUGGACCGUGUAAAUCAACCUAUCGAAAUUGCGUUGAGUAAAGCUCAAAUGACAUUGGCAGAUAUUCAGUCUGUGAUCUUGGUUGGGGGGGGUGUACGUAUCCCCGCCGUACGGAACGCGUUGAAAAACGCUGUAGGAGAGGACAAAAUCGCAAAUAGUGUGAAUGGAGACGAAGCUGCUGCUUUAGGGGCUAUUUUCCUAGCGGCAUCGUAUCAGAGCGGAUUUAGAGGCCAAGAGGUUAGAAUUAAAGAUGUCACUCCGUAUGCGAUUGAAGUUGACUAUCUAUCAGAACCAAAAGAAAUUCCCGAUGCAUUGGCUUAUCAAGCUUUGACGGUACGAUCUUCGACGACUGUACGUCCACCACAAAGCAAAGCCUUUCAUCAAUUACUAUUCAAAGACCUAUCGUCUUUGAACGUUCGUAAAUUGAUGAACUUCAAGCGAACGAGCGAUUUUGAUUUUACAGUGAAAUACAGCCAGGCUCCUGAUAGUGAGACGAAUGUCAACCCUGCGGAAAUUGCAUUGGCCAAAAUCUCUGGAUUAGCCGAAGCAAUAACACAGUUCAAAGACGUGAAUGCCGACAAGCGUAAAGUUAGAGUUGGGAUACAGUUAUCAGACUCUGGUUUGGUUACUGUCGGUGAGGCCGUUGCUGAAGUUGAAGUUGAGCCCUCAUUAACCGAUAAAUUUAAAUCAUUUUUUGGAAUACAUUCUAAUGACACAGACGAAACAGUGAAAGAAGUUCCCAAUCCCGAGGAGGGUGCGAAUGAUUCUAACGAUACGACCGAAAACUCAACUGCAUCUUCGAAUACAUCCGAGGCGCAGGAAGCUGCUCAGACGAAAUUAGAGUCAAUAAGCCUAAAAGUAGACGUUGAAUAUAUUGGUAUUCCACCUAUGGGUGAGGAUGAAAAGCAAUCAAUUAUUACCAGACUUCGCCUUAUGGAUAAAGCCGAUGAAUUGCGUAGAACACGUGAGGAAGCUAGAAAUAACCUCGAGGCAUUUACAUACAGUCUUCAAAAUUUCCUAUACGAUGAUGUUGUUAUUCAAGUGAGUAAUGACGAACAGAGAAAUGAAUUGGGAGCGAAGCUGUCGAGGAUAUCUGACUGGUUAUAUGAGGAUGGCGAGACAGCACCCACAGAAGAGUUAAAAUCACGACUUGCAGACCUUCAAGCGCUUGAAAAACCAAUAGCAAUGAGAAGAACAGAGUUGUUAGAAAGACCAAAGGUAGUAGAAUUCGUCAAAGGCUUAAUCAAAGCAGCCCGUGAUCUCGUCACAAAGAUAACCGACUUAAGUGCAGAUGAACGUUAUCACACCGAUGAAGAGCUUCAGGAACUUAUCCAGCUCUGUGAUAGCACUGAGGAGCAUCUCAAUCAUAGACUUGCUAAGCAGUCCGAGAUUCCAACAUGGGAUGAGCCUAUUAUAACUGUGGCCGAAAUAAAAUACAUGCAGCAUGAUGUAGAACGUGGAAUCAAGGCAUUGUUGGAAAAAAAGCCGCCAACGAAGCCCAAGGCACAAACAACCACGACGGCUUCACCAGACGAGGAUUCAUCUAAGGAGUCGGAAAGUUCAUCAGCUACACAGGAAGAAACCGUGCCCACUGAAACACAAAGUUCACCAGCCCCAGAUCCACACGAAGAGCUCUAA